AUGCCUACUUUGACCCCCACGCCGGGAUCUUAUCUCGUCCUUCGCCUCGACCCCGUCGCCACCGCCAGGGGCAUCGACGAUCCUAUCCUGCAGAGCGCUGCAAAACGGCUCGCUCCGAAGACGUAUGUGGGGUACAUUGACCGCGUCGACGAAAUCCCAUGGCCAGAUAAACCGACCCAUAGAUGCCACAUCCGCUUCGUCGGCCAGGGCCUCCCCACCCCCCCGCGCGCACGAUUCACGCACUCGGCCAUGUCGGUGCCGAUUCUGCCAGAGACCGCGCACCCGCUCGAACGCGCGCCUCUGUGCCCCUCUCGCCCGUUCCCGUUCGCGCGCUGCUACCAGUACAACUACAUCGACCGCGUCGUGCGCAUCCCGACACAGGAGUUCCGCGAGGAGCUUGCCGUCAUGCUCUCGCUUGAGGAGGUGCGGAGGCACGACAAGUAUGAGCUCGAGGACUAU
Messenger RNA from Laetiporus sulphureus 93-53, 459 nucleotides. RefSeq lists its product as uncharacterized. NCBI's taxonomy places the organism in Eukaryota, Fungi, Basidiomycota, Agaricomycetes, Polyporales, Laetiporaceae. The record is from RefSeq and is a predicted model, not a curated record. The annotation marks the transcript as partial. The transcript is spliced from 2 exons.